Messenger RNA from Tribolium madens (black flour beetle), 2334 nucleotides. RefSeq names its product radial spoke head 14 homolog. Gene Ontology annotation, cellular component: membrane. NCBI's taxonomy places the organism in Eukaryota, Metazoa, Arthropoda, Insecta, Coleoptera, Tenebrionidae. The transcript has 12 exons. The coding region runs from base 138 to 1859 and encodes 573 amino acids. The record is from RefSeq and is a predicted model, not a curated record.
AUUAAAUUAUAAAGAUAAUAAAUCGAUUUUUGUGUUGGGUGGGUCACUAUAUUUUGUAUUUAAAUUAUUUUUUGACGCAUUUUUCCGCAUUCUGACAUUUUUGUCAUCGAAUUUUUUUAUUUAACUUUGUAACAACAAUGUUUUCUAUAAACCGCAACUCCUAUCUACACACCAGAAGCAGUUCUGUAAAUCUCCGAAUUAUAAACAGAUGUGUUGACUUAGCAAGAAGCCAGCCCACCCUUCAUGACUCCUCCUAUUUUGAGCCCCCCUGGUAUCGCUUGACUUCUGAACAACCUGAUAUUCCUUGCGAGUUUGUUGACCCCACCAGAAGACCAGUCGCAUUUGGAAAUUGGGCUUUGCCUAAACUCAGACGUGAGUUGCACCACGAAGAGGAAUUAAUCGUAAUUCAAGCUCUUCGAAGCAUUAGCGAUUUAAUACACGACCCGGAAAAGGCCUACGAAGCUAUCAGGCUCCAGAUUCCGGAUAGAUUGUGUGAUAAACUCCUUGAUCCUCUACCUCCCGUCCGUGAAAACGCAGCUUUGAUUCUAUCCAUCUUGGCAGAAUUUGCUGAGGGAAAAGAAGCAAUUUUACGAAAUAACUCGCUGCUAGAAAAUUUAUAUUUAGGUCUGGGUGACGGACAAAUGUCGGUGCGGCUAAAAGUCGCUGCGUGUUUACGAAAUAUUGCCACCCUCUGGACGACCGCCGAUGUUUUGGUUGACUCCGGGCUCAUACAAGCCCUUCUUGAAAUAAUUGAUAAAGAAGAAGACCGCGACAUUGUUCUAAUCCACUUAGAAACACUCAAAUAUUUGAUGUACGAAUGCGGCAAAUGUGUUGCUUUGAAAAAUAACGGUUUCCGAAUUUUCAGCAAAUAUCUGGAUCAUGAAUCACCGGCAAUUGUUUGCAAAGCGCUUGAUUGCCUUUCGAUUUUAACCUCGACAAAGAAAGGCAAAAAGCUCGCACUUGAGAAGAAAUUAUUGAAAACGUUGAAUCGACUCUUACACUACGGAGACAACGAUAUAUGCACAAGUGCAGCUUCUGUCGUCAUGUUUUGCACGGUUAAAACAAGAGCAAAGCAUGCAGCUGCUGAAAUUAAACCUCUUCCAAAACGCUUAGUUAAACUCGCCACAAACCCGCUUAAUCCCACUUUGCAAAUGUUCUGCUUGAAGGUGAAGAGUGUGGGUCCCAAACUGGUUCCAUUUUUCAAGACGGUCACCAUUUACUUUGUUGUAUUCUUGCCAUACAAUCUACCGUCAGUUUUAUCAACGAUUUUAAAAUGUUUACCAAUUUUAAGUUUAAUGCUUUUUGUUUUACUCCAUGGCAUGAGUUUAGGUGAUGAAUACAGAUACUCGAGGAGAAUUCUAGUCGGCUUAAUUUUCUGUUGUUUGGGAGAUGCAUUUUUGAUAUGGCCUGGAUAUUUCGAAGUCGGAAUGUUAGCCUUUGCCAUAGGGCACAUAAACUAUAUUCUCGCAUUCGGUUUUAAACCAUUUAAUUUUAAAUUAGGGGCAUGUUUAUAUGCUAUUAAUGUAAUGGGUCUAGCGUAUUUAAUGUCAGGUUUACACGGUAUUCUUGUUCCUGGUGUAACUAUUUACACGUUUAUUUUGACAACGAUGAUGUGGAGGGCUAUUGCUCGAGUCCAGUUUUUCGAGGAUUUGUGGACAUGGAGCAAGUUGUGUUCGUGUGUUGGAGGAGUUCUUUUCGUACUUUCCGAUCUCAUACUCGGUUUAGAUCGGUUCAAAUUUUCAGUUGAUCAUUCACAGGCUCUUGUUAUGUCGACUUAUUAUGCAGCUCAGUUGGGUAUUGCUUUAAGUGUCGUAGAUGCCAAAUCUCAAGCGACCGCGCGGUCACAUAAAGUAAAAUAACUAAAUUCAUGUCUAGUAUUCACUUGUUUGUGUUUGUGUUCAGACUUUAAGAGUCUUCCAUGAAAAACAGAUUUUUUUAAGUCAGAGGUUGGAUUUUUUGGUGCACAUAAAUAACAAGCCUACAACUCAAUUCCUGACUUUUUGUGAUAAUUAUCCGUUCAUAAGUAAGACUGUGUCAAAACAAAAAACAGUUUCCUAACUUUGUAAUUCUACGUCGUUCUUUUUUGAGUUUGUUUAAGUUUUUACUUUGACUGACUUCCUGUUACCUGUUUCUGACAAAAUUGGGGAAAUAAGUUCCCGAAGAUGAGUAUUAGGUAAACCCCACCAAAUAAAGCUCACUUUUUUAGUCUUCCUUUAAUUUUAUUUCAAUAGGCUGCACACAGUAUCUGUGAUUUUAAAUAUAAUCUUGUUUUUAGAUGUUGGAUAGAAAGUAUGUAUCAUAAUACUUAAAAUACAUAAUAAAAUAUAAAUAUAA